AUAUUUCAAUAAUUUUUGUACAUGAAGUGUUGUUUGUCAUGAGAAUUUAUAUAUUCCCUAAAUACUAAAGUGUAAUUUGAAGAAAGGUGUUUGGUUAGUAUGGAAAUUUCACUUGCUCUUAGUAGUGACACCAUAUCAGAUCAACCAGUGACUGUUGACUUGGACCAUCCUGUGGAAUAUUCUUCCAGUAAGUACUCUGUCAAGGAAAGCGGAAGUGGGUUUGUCUGUGUUCACGAUUAUGUAAAGGCUGUUCUUUUAGAGGUUACAAAGGAUUGCUUUACCAUUGUUGGAGUCUUUUUUUUCCGAACGUCAGGAUCUCAACACGCCUUUAGUCUUGGAACUUCCCAAGGUAUUGUCGACUUCGAAGCAUCCCUAUCUCCUAAAACGCCGUCCCCUUCAGCUGAUUUGCAUAUAGUUCUCUCUACUAAGCAUCUUAUAGAUAAAGUCGAAUUUUUCGCUGAUACCCUACUCAUUGGUACAAUAAAUGGGUCGUUAGGUAUCGUACUCUUUCGGGACCCUAAACAAGUUAAGGGUUGUUUUGUAGAGCGGAAUACAGUGUAUAGGGGACUUCAUCGCUGGGGGUUUGCCUGUGAAUCAAACUUAUGUGCUAUUGCCUCCGAAAAUAACGUAGCUAUAUUUGCCUACCAACGAGACCAAUUUGAGUACAAAUCAGAUUAUAGAACUGAGAUUGAAAUAGGUAAUAUAUCAUCGAUUCUAUUACUAAAGCAACACAGUGAAGUCCUAUUGAGUAUACUUAUUCACUAUACCACUUCCCAUGAUCUCACUUUACUUACACUUCGACUUGCUGAUUGUACAACUAUUUCACGUGAGAACAUAUCAUUAGUCUGUUAUUUGCGUAACUCAGCCUAUUUUUUUGAGCCAGGACCGCAAUCAUUUACAGUAGGAACUCACAACGCACAUAUCGUGGUUACUUUACUUCCAGAUUAUAUUUGCUUUGGCACGAUAUGUGAGGCGAAAUAUGAAAUAUAUACUUCAGUACCAAAUGAUUCCAAUGCACCAUUUGAGUUUGGUCAUUGGAGCAAAAGAUGUUUGUGCUCCUCCAUUCUCAUUGAUAAAGAUUAUGAUUCCAACUUUUCCUUUGCAGCGCUGCGGAGUGAUUGCAUUUGUGUUCUAUAUGAUCUGAAGACAAGUGGAGAUAAGAUUAAGGACAUAUAUUUAACUCACCAGAUAGUUUUACCAUUCUCGGGGUUUUGUUUCUCACCUUUUCAGGGAUCAAAUGGAAUUCUCAGUAUUGCACAUUGUGAUUUAGUGUGCUCGUCAUUUGAAUACUAUAGAUCAGUACAAGUACAGCGCUCAUUUAGUGAUUCCUUUUUACCGCUGCGGGGGAUGGGCUUUCUGAAGGAGUCUUCAUUAAUUUUACUCCUAGAAGUGGUACAAACAGGGAAUUAUUGCGCGUUUGUUUACCUUCUUAAGAGCGGAGAGUGCCUUUUAGCUGUUUAUGAAAUUGAGGGGACAAAACGUGUAGCAUUUGAGGAAAACCCAUGUGAAGUGACAAGCAUUUUCUAUUUCAUUAAAGAAGAAACAAAAAAUUGUGUUCUAGGCUUUAAUGAUGGAAUGGUAAAAAUCUUUACUGAGGGGAAGUUUUGUGCUGCUGUGCGAACACCGCAUUGCGGGCCUAUAGAUAGACUCAGUACCUUGUAUAAUUUUCAUGCAUAUUAUGCUGAAGCCGUGUUUGUUAGCAUAUCUUCAUCCAUGGGAACUAUUUGUUUUCAUUCAGUCGAAACAGGGGAGGUAUCGCAAACAUUUGUAUCCCCAUCUCGCCCUCUGACCUCGUGUUACUUGGACCGGAGCUGUGAAUAUCUUUUCGCCUUUUCACAACUGACAGGGAAUUUAUGGCAUCUACAGAGUUGUAGCUUAGAGCGUACAUUUGUGGCUGUUGAAAAGCCUGAUUUCCAAGGAAACCUGAGUGAUUUAAUGGCCAAAACCUGUACAUCAUCUUUGCGAAUUAAAACACUACACUUCCUUGGAAGAAGGUAUUUUAGCAUUUACAUCAAUAUUGAAAGGAUCAUUGCGGACAUGCAAAGUUCUGAGAAUUUGUUAUUUAAGUUUCCUUCAGCUACUUCCUUGCUUUUAGAUUGCUGUGUUGCAAUGAAUGAGACAUCGUCAUUGCUGGCUGAUAAUAGCUUAUCUAAUGUCUUGGAAAGUAUUUCCCUGAAAACAUCCAGUUCAUGUGACAUCUGCUUGAUCCUUGGCGUAAUGCGUUUAGUGUAUGCACUCUUUGAUUCAACUAAAGAUGCGAAGACGGCCUAUGAAGCAAUAAAAAUGAGCAUCCAAUUGCACCAAAAUUUAUCCUCUAAAUGUAGUGACGAAUCAGGAUCAUUGCUAGGAAAUCACAUAUGUGACUAUUUUUUUACCUUCUUUAUUAAUGUACGGUUUGUUUCAGCUGCCGCACGGCAUGGCUUUCAGAUUUUAGCCCGUAAUUUGACACCCGAGCGCAUUUUAAACUUAUCACAAAAUCUUCUUAAUAAUAAAAUACUCAUUUACCACGGCACACACGGAGCCGCAACACACAAAAUACCCUUUUCCGAAAACGAAAUGUACGUUCUUAUUGGUACCCUUAUCGUAGAGAGUGAGGUCCAGGUAGCACCCAAAUUAGCCUGUGAGCUUCAGCAGCGUCUAGUGACACCAAUAUUAGACUUCCUGAAGGAAUGGCUUAGCUCUUCGAAAUCCGAGACAAUUUCUUUUGACUUGUCUAUGGCUCUUUUAGCCUUUUCAGAAGGAUUUCCAAUCUUUACCGGAGUCCUGGGCACAUCAAACUUGAUAUUUCAAUUGUUUGAAUACGCCAUUAAAGGUGGUUGUGAGGGAUCUAGGAGUGUUUGUAUGCGAGCCUUGUCGCGCAUUAUCGCUCACAAUCCUGUGAAGUUUAUUGAGGAUUACUGCGUGGAGUUUUCCGCAAAGCACCCACGCUGGAAUUCGGCUUUAAUUAAACUUUUUGCAUUUUUCGUCAUCAAUUUUUCGUGUAAAGCCUUUUACGUAUGUGAUUACUUAUUAGACUUUAGCAUCAAGCUAAUGGGUAAAAGUUCCGUAGUGGAUGAAAAAGAUGUCAUAAUGGGCGCUAUUACUCAGUUUGUUCGUACGUUAACGACCUUUUUACCUAAUAUUUCUUUUCAGGCUCACUCGCAGCGCAUUGCAGUUGGUACUUCAGAGGGGGUUGUAAGGGUGUAUAGCCUUAAAACUGAGGGUAUUGUGACAUCCUUUAAUGCGCAUCCGGAGCCGGUUCUUUGCUUAGCGUUUAGCAGCAACAAGACCGAUUAUGAGUUAGUAACCGUAUCGAAAAAUAUGAACGGCAUAAAAGUUUGGAAGACUCCACCGCAAAGUAUAUCUUUGGUAAACCUUUUUUCUAGAUCUCCAAGGAAGUUUGAGCUUUUUUCCGAGGUUGAUUUACCGGUAGUCCAGGAAUUUGUUACUACUGAAUUGCUACUCGUUCAAUUCUGCCAAAUUCAGUGGCUUUCUCCAGAGUGCGUACAGUUUGUAUCUCCCUGGCACAAAAAGGUAAUACAUACGGUAUAA
Messenger RNA from Phytomonas sp. Hart1, 3531 nucleotides. NCBI's taxonomy places the organism in Eukaryota, Euglenozoa, Kinetoplastea, Trypanosomatida, Trypanosomatidae. The record is from the annotation of a GenBank genome assembly.